AUGUAUCUCACCCAAGCUGUUCAUGCCCUUUUCAAGCUUAGCUUGGAACAAGUCCACAAUUACGAGAGCCGUAUAUUGAACGCGCGUAUUUUAUCAGUUUCAACAUAUGGAAAAAUGCGUAAUGGAAAUAUUAUUGUGAUCAAAAGAGAUGGGAAAGAUGGAGUUUCUUUCCCUCUCCAGACUAAAGCUUGUCUCCUCGGAAGGAGCAGUAGCUGUAACAUUAGGAUACAGAAACCAACUGUAGCUCUGGAGCAUUGCCGUUUGACAAUUGAAAAAAAUGGGCAGGUGGUUUUAAAAAAUUUGUCUGCUGAAAGUGUUACAAAAGUGAACAAUGAAGUGAUUAAUGUUCAUUACCUUAAGCAUAAAGAUGUAAUUACUGUUGGUGAACGUUCGUUCAGAUUUGAAUCAUUACAAGAUCAAGUUAUGCCUAAAAAGGGCACCAGCAGUCCUAUUAAGGAAGCAGUUCCUGUUAAAAUUCACUCACCAAAGGUGAAACCUCCGACAAUAAACAAAAUAUUAACUGACUACAAUUUGUCUCCGAAAAGAAUGGCCACUAAAUGUGUAAAUGGAGAAACUUAUGAAACCUCCGAAGAGUCCACUAACACCUCGUCUUUACGAAAAGGGCGUAUGCCUUUUAGUGCUGAACUAAUUGGCAGAGCCUUGUCUCCCAAGAUGUUGCUCACUGUUGCUCCAUCUGGUGAUAUAAGCUUUGCAGAUUCUAAAAGAGGAUCUGGAAACAGAAAGAGGAAGUUUUCAACUGGAUUAAAUAUGCCAAGUGCGAAACGUAAAAGGGUAUCUUUUGGACCACAACUUAGUCCAGAGCAAUUUGAUCGAACUUUACCACCAGCAACUCCCGUCAGAAAGGGUGCUACACCUGCCAAGAGAUCAUCAACUCCUGGUAACAGGCCAUUAUUAAAAAGAAAUUCUAUAGCGCAUAGUACUGAUCUUAAUGUCACAUUACAAGUGCCUUCAUCUAAAUCUGUUAAGUCCAAUCCCAGAUCUUUGUCGAAGGUGUCUCCCAAGUCCACACCCAGAUCUUUGUCGAAGGCAUCUCCCAAGUCAUCACUGAAGCCAUCUCCCAAAACCACUCCUAGGUCUUCUCCGAAAUCGUCUCCCAAGGCCACUCCCGGGUCUUCGCCGAAAUCAUCUCCCAGGUCUUCGCCGAAAUCUUCUCCCAAGGCCACUCCCAAGUUGUCGCCGAAAUCUUCUCCCAAGGCCACUCCCAGGUCUUCGCCGAAAUCUUCUCCCAAGGCCACUCCCAGGUCUUCGCCGAAAUCUUCUCCCAAGGCCACUCCCAAGUUGUCGCCGAAAUCUUCUCCCAAGGCCACUCCCAAGUUGUCGCCGAAAUCGUCUCGCAAGGCCACUCCCGGGUCUUCGCCGAAAUCGUCUCGCAAGGCCACUCCCGGGUCUUCGCCAAAAUCGUCUCGCAAGGCCACUCCCGGGUCUUCGCCGAAAUCGUCUCCCAAGGCCACUCCCAGGUCUUCUUCAAAAUCGUCUCCCAAGUUGUCUUCAAAAUUGUCUCCCAAGCCAUCUCCCAGGUCCAAGACCUCUCCCCAGUCUUCUCAUCUUCAGUUGGAGCUGCGCCCAAGUCUUCGCCAAGGGUCACGCCAGCGUCAGCGCCCAAGUCUUCGCCAAGGGUCACGCCAGCGUCAGCGCCCAAGUCUUCGCCAAGGGUCACGCCAGCGUCAGCGCCCAAGUCUUCGCCAAGGGUCACGCCAGCGUCAGCGCCCAAGUCUUCGCCAAGGGUCACGCCAGCGUCAGCGCCCAAGUCUUCAUAAAGGUCACGCCAGCGUCAGCGCCCAAGUCUUCGCCAAAAUUUCCAAGAAAGCUGAUCUCGUUAAAAAAUCUGUUGUUAAACAAACUGCAAAAAAGCAAGUACUAAAACAGACUUCACAAAAGAAAAUCUAUCCCAUGACUCCUCGUCAAAAAGCUCUGAUAUCUUACCCAAGCACAGGUCAUGUAGAUUCUCCGUCAACUAUUCUUGUUGGGAAAAGUAUGAGAUAUCCAAAGGCUUCAAAAUACUUAAAACGUAGUAAAUCUCCAGGCUUAAAUAAAUCAUUUGAAGAAAACCUGUAUGAUAUGAUUCCAGACAGCCCUGCUGCACCAACUUACAUGUUUGUAUCUCCAUUGAAAUCUGAUACAAAACUAGCCAAGACACCAAAACGCAGACAGUCGGACAAAGUGGUCGGAGUGAAAGAACUAACCAAGACACCAAAACGCAGACAGUCCGACAAACUGGUUGGAGUGAAAGAACUAACCAAGACACCAAAACGCAGACAGUCCGACAAACUGGUCGGAGUGAAAGAACUAACCAAGACACCAAAACGCAGACAGUCGGACAAACUGGUCGGAGUGAAAGAACUAACCAAGACACCAAAACGCAGACAGUCGGACAAACUGGUCGGAGUGAAAGAACUAACCAAGACACCAAAACGCAGACAGUCCGACAAACUGGUCGGAGUGAAAGAACUAACCAAGACACCAAAACGCAGACAGUCCGACAAACUGGUCGGAGUGAAAGAACUAACCAAGACACCAAAACGCAGACAGUCAGAUAAAUUGCUUGGAGUGAAAGAAAUGUUUCAUACCCAGAUCGAGAAAAUUCCAAUGUUAGCUGGUGUGCGAAAAUCUUGUUCUCCUAAAUCUCUCUCAAGUCCAAAUACACGUGGAUUAAAAGAAUUAUUUCAUGAAAACAAUGUACGGAUGUCUAAUGAAGGUUUAGAAGUAAUAAAGGAUUUCUUUAAAUCUCCCCAGAUUGUUACAAAAUUAAAUCAGUCUCUUUCAAAAUCUGAUAAUAAUGAGAAUGAAGACAAAUAUGUUUCUGAUGAGAAAACGAGAAGAGCAGUGAAAAAGAAAGAUGCUGUCGCAAACAAAAAGGCAACUAAACGUUCAGCUGGAGAAGCUAACCUAUCUGAUGCUGAAACAAUAGCAGUUAUUCCUCCUGAUAAGAAGUCUAAGAAUGAAAUUGUUUGUCCUGAAAAUCAACAAAGUACAAGAAGAAACAGAAAUCUAAUACGUAUUCCGGAAACAGCUAAACUUAGUGAAAACAUUGAAACAAGCACAAGAACUCCCACAAGAAGCACAAGGAAAAGUAUAAAUGAUCUAGAAACUAUUGUGCCUACCAAAAACACUGAACCUAUUGCAAAAACUCCCACAAGAAGCAAUAGGAAAAGUAUAAGUGACCCAGAAACUACUGAGCCUACUGAAAACACUAAAACAACUACUAAAACUCCCACAAGAAGCAAUAGAAAAAGUACAAGUGAUCCAGAACCUACUGAACCUGUUGUAAAAACUCCCACAAGAAGCACUAGGAAAACUGCAAGUAAUCCAGAAAUUACUAAGCCUACUAAAAACACUGAGCAGGUUGCAAAAACUCCCACAAGAAACACUAGGAAAAGUACAAGUGACGCAAAAACUACUAAGCCUACUGAAGAUGCUGAAACAACUACUAAAACUCCCACAAGAAGCAAUAGGAAAAGUACAAGUGAAACUACUACACCUACUGAAAACACUGAACCUGUUGCAAAAACUCCUACAAGAAGCAAUAGGAGAACAGCGACAAGUAAUCCAGAAAGUACUAAGCCUACCGAAAACACUGAACAGGUUGCAAAAACUCCCACAAGAAGCACUAGGAAAACUACAAGCGAUCCAGAAACUACUAAGCCUACUGAAACAAGCACAAAAACUCCCACAAAAAGCACAAGGAAAAGUAUAAGCGAUGCAGAAACUACUGAGCCUACUGAAAACACUAAAACAACUACUAAAACUCCCACAAAAAGCACAAGGAAAAGUACAAGUGAACCAGAAACUACUACACCUACUGAAAAUGUUGAACCUGUUGCAAAAACUCCCACAAGAAGCACUAGGAGAACGGCAACAAGUGAUCCAGAAAGUACUAAGCCUACCGAAAACACUGAACAGGUUGCAAAAACAAGAAGCACUAAGAAAACUACAAGUGAUCAAGAAACUACUAAACCUAGUGAAAAUACUGUACUUGUUUCAAAAACACCCACUAGAAGCACCAGAAAAACUGUAAGUGAUCUGGAAACAAAUAAGCCUGCCAAAAACACUGAACCUGUUGCAAAAACUCGCACAAGAAGCACUAGGAAAACAAGUGUUCCAGAAAUUACUAAGCCUACUGAAAAUACUGAACUGGUUACAAAAAUUCCCACUCGAAGCACCAGAAAAAUUACAAGUGAUCCUGAAAUCACUGAACCUGUUUCAAAAACACCUACUAGAAGCACUAGAAAAACUGUAAGUGAUCCAGAAACACAUAAGCCUGCCAAAAACACUGAACCUGUUGCAAAAACUCCUACAAGAAGCACUCGGAAAACUACAAAUGAUCCAGACACAACUAAACCUAUAGAAAACACUGAAAUGGUCACAAAAACCACCACUAGAAAUACUAGGAAAACAAGUGUUCCAGAAAUUACUGAGCCAGUCACAAAAAUUCCCACUAGAAGUACCAGAAAAACAAGUGAUUCAGAAAAUACUAAGCAUACAGGAAAGACUGAACUGGUUGCAAAAACUUCCACUAGAAACACCAGAAAAACUACAAGUGAUCCAGAAACUACUCAGUCUGCUAAAAACUCAGAACUGGUCAUAAAGUCUCCUGCUAUAACCACAAAGAAAACAAGUGUUCGAGAAACUACUAAACCUACUGAAAGUGCUGAACCUAUCAAUAAAACUUCCACAAGAAGAACAAGGAAUACUGCAAAUGUUUUGGAAAUUAUUGAGCUGGUUACAAAAACUUCCACCAGAAGCACCAUAAAAGCUACAAAUGUUCCAGAAACUACUAAGCCUGCUGAAAACACUGAACCAAUCACAAAAUCUUCCACUAGAAGCACCAGGAAAACUACAGUUGUUCCAGAAACUACUAAGCCUUCUGACAAUACUGAACCAGUUACAAAAGCUUCCACUAGAAGUGUUCAAAAGGAUCCCAAAACAACUGAACUACUUACCACAGCUUCUAUCAAAAGCCCCCAGAAUGUUGCAAAAGUGUCAAAAACUCUCACAAGAAGCACUAGAACUGCUACAAAUAAGCCAGAAACUACUGAAUUUGUAAUUCCUACAAGAAGUGGGCAAAACAAGAAAACUGAACCAGUCGUUGAGAAAGAAGUGGCUGAAGAAAAUGUCAGAAAGUCUUCUCGGGGGACCAGGCAGAUAGCCAACAAGCCAGUUGCAAAGGAUGGUUCUACUCUUAAACCUAUUUCCAAGAAGACCACUGAAAAAGUUGAAGAAACUGAGUCAGUAAGGAGAGUUACUAGAAAAAGGUCAGCAGACACUUCACUAACAGCACCUAAAAUCAAAACUGCAAAGAUUGAGCCUGAAACUAAAUCCAAAAAAACUCGAGCCAAAAGAGCUGAAAGACCAGCUGAAGAGAAACCCAUUUCUCCAAUAGCAAGCCGGAGUAGGAGAGUACAGUUUCAAGAAAUUGAAAAUGUUGAGGUGGAAUCGGCCACCAAAGCAAAUGUAAGAAAGCAAGGUUCCAAGACUGUUGUUGAACCUGAAACUGAAAACAAGGCACCUAGAUUAGUUACUAGACAGGCCUCCUCAAAAGCUAAAACAGAAGUAGACUCAGAAGAAACAGCUGCUGUGAAGACUCGUUCAAAGCAAAAUGCUGGUACUAAGGUUGCUGUUAAAAAAACAGUCAGUACCAAAUCUGUAUCUCCAGUGAAAAGAGUCACUCGGUCACGGCGCUGA
Acanthosepion pharaonis is the source of this 5703-nucleotide messenger RNA. The record is from the annotation of a GenBank genome assembly. NCBI's taxonomy places the organism in Eukaryota, Metazoa, Mollusca, Cephalopoda, Sepiida, Sepiidae.